CCUGAAAGAUUCCAACUGCUGCCAAGAUGCCAAGCCGCCUACUUUUCCGCCGGAGCGGAGUUGAGGUGAUUGCCAUUGGCUGUCCUCCGCUCCUCCUCCCCCCGCCGCUCCAUUUGAGCACAUUGUUCUCUUGGCAUCACAGACGAGGCUGAGGAAAUCGACUCCUCGGCGUUAGCUUCCCUCCACUUGGCGCCAUACCCACGGCAACUCUCACCUUCUUACCUGCCAAACACACAGAAACUAUGAGUAGGGAUGACAGGCACUUGGGAUUUAAAGGUGAGAAGGUUUUCGGGUGAGAGCUCGCCAUUGGAUGAACGCACGACCUAGAUGAAGCUGUGCGAUGACGAGAUUGGUUCCUGAAUAUCUUUAACCUUCUCAUUGACAUGCCAAUGCUUCUUAUUGGCCUCAAUCGCGGUCCAUUGGCUUUCUGUCAGGGUUCUGGAUGCACCGGCCUCGUGGGGGAACCUGGACGACAGCUGCCAUGAGUUAAGAGAUCGUCCGGGGUCCAGAGGAGGAGGAAGUAUAAACACUCUCGUUGAUCUCGUCUUUCUGUUUCCUUUUUCAUUUCACACCUCACAUCUCUGUCUAUCUGCUCCAUUCAGACCUUCUCAUACCUCACUCACCUCAUACCUUCAUCUCUCUCUCAACUCUUAAUCCCACCCACAACCCCCACCAUCCUCUCAAAAUGAAGUCCUUCAUCAUCCUCCCCGCCCUCGCCUCCCUCGCAACCGCCCACUACGACCUCGUCUUCCCCGAAUGGCGCGGUGACUCCUUCGCCGACGGCGCAAGCCAAUGGAUCUACCCCUGCGCCAACGUCACCCAGGAGAAGUCGAACCGCACUCUCUGGCCCCUCGAUGGCGGUGCCGUAAACAUCCACAUGCACCACCACUGGACCUACUAUGCCAUCAACAUCGGCAUCGGAACACUCGAGCCGGCCUUCACAGCCACCCUGACGCCAGAGCUGCACAACACCACCGGCAACGGCACGCUCUGCAUCCCUAAGCUGUCUGUCCCUGCUGGACUGGCGAAGGAGGGUGACAACGCGACCCUGCAGGUUGUGACAUUUGAUAGUUUUGGCUCGGCGCUUUACAACUGCGCAGACAUCACAUUCUCCUCCAAGGCGGUCGAUCCUACGGACUGCAAGACUGAUGGCGUUAAGGAUGUCAUUGUUGGUGCUGAGGCCGCGAAGACGUCUACUGAUACCGCGAAUACGACUGAUGCGGCUCCUACGCCAUCGCAGAGCACUGGUGGUGCUGCGGCGUCGUUUGGGGGUGCUGGUGCGGGCGUGGUGGCUGCGGUGGCGGUCGGGUUGGCUUUGAUGAUUUAA
Pseudogymnoascus verrucosus is the source of this 1327-nucleotide messenger RNA. RefSeq lists its product as uncharacterized. Lineage: Eukaryota; Fungi; Ascomycota; Leotiomycetes; Thelebolales; Thelebolaceae. The transcript is spliced from 3 exons. The record is from RefSeq and is a predicted model, not a curated record. Bases 686 to 1327 code for a protein of 213 amino acids.